CCAUAAUUUGCAAAACUGCAAAUUCAAAUUCUUAGGUUUGGGUUUUGUAGAUUUUAAUUGAAAUGGCAGAUUCAGUGAAGCAAAAUAGUGUCAUUAGGUCAAUGAAUCCAUGGGUUCUUCAUCUUCAAAAACUUGGCCUUGAACUCAAAUGCCCACUCUGUUUAAACUUUCUGAAGAAACCAUUUUUGCUUCCUUGUGAUCACAUUUUUUGCAGUUCUUGCCUGCCCGAAACGAACCUGAUUGCCUCAGAAUGCCCUGUUUGUAAAGCUGAAUAUUUUGGACGAGAUUUGAGACCGUUACAUGUCAUUGAAAACAUGGUGUCUAUUUAUAGAAGUUUGGAUUUCUGUGCUAAUGUCUCCCAGUCGAGCUGCUCGGAUAUUGGGAAGGUUUUGGAGCAAUGCCCGACUUCAGCAAGUACAGAUUGCAAUAAUAAAUUGAGUAAGGAGGAUAAUUCAAGUAGUGGGAGGUCCAUGUUUUCGCAAAGAAGCAAUCAGUUACCUGCGGCUCCUGUGAAUUGUUCUCUCGAAGAUGGGGCUCGGAAUAUUGAUGCGAUAGAUAAAUGUGAUGUGCCGAUAAUCACGGAUCGAGCAGAUCAAUUGUCAGCUGGUAGCCCUCCUUCAUUUGGAGAUGUUAAAAGUCCAGGAGAUGAUAGCUGUGAUCAGGGUGAUAAUAGCCCGGAAAAUUAUCAAGCAGCACGUUUAGGCAAACGAAAUCCUGAUGACAGGACACGGCAGGAAAGCCAUGGUUUUGCUUCUGUAACCGAGGAAGGGAUUUUGAGAGACCCGAAACGACAAAAGAAAUUGGACUAUGGAUCAUUAAAUCAAUGCACAAAUAUGAUCAGUCCAUUAAACUCUCAAAGUCAAGUAGAACUUAAGUCUGUGCAACCUCAUACUGAUGGGCAGCCUCAGGCAUUAUUGGAAGACUCUUCAACAGGGAAUAUGAUUUGUGGAUUUUGCCAGUCCUCUAAAAUCUCAAAGAGCACAGGUCCAAUGCUGCAUUAUGUGAAUGGAAAGUUGGUAGAGGGAGAGGAAUCAUCUCUAUCUAGUGCCCUACAUGUUCACAGUACAUGCAUUGAUUGGGCUCCACAAGUCUAUUAUGUUAAUGAAACUGUUAAGAAUCUGAAGGCAGAACUGGCUAGAGGUUCAAAAUUAAAGUGUAGCAAAUGUGAUAUGAAGGGAGCAGCCCUUGGUUGCUAUCAUAAAUCUUGCCGUAGAAGCUACCAUGUUACCUGUGCGAUGGAAGUUUCUGGUUGCCGAUGGGAUUAUGAAAACUUCCUUAUGCUUUGUCCAUCUCAUACAUCAGUCAGAUUUCCAGAUGAGAAGAAAUCCAAGUCUAAGAAACCUAGCUUAGAACAUCAUCUCAUGCCAGCUCAAGUAGCCCUACAACAGCCUAAUUUUGGGGCAGAUUCAUCUACUCAAGCUGAGGAAUGGGUGUUUUGUGGAUCUGCUUUGUCUUCUGAGGAGAAGGUUCUUUUGGUUGAGUUUGGGAGCAUGAUUGAUGUGCCUGUGACCAAAUUCUGGAAACCAAAUGUUACACAUGUCAUUGCAGCUACGGAUAUGAAGGGGGCAUGCACCAGGACACUAAAAGUUCUGAUGGCUAUUUUAAACGGAAAAUGGGUUCUUACUAUUGACUGGGUGAAGGCAUGCAUGAAGUCUAUGCGUCCUGUGGAUGAGGAACCUUACGAAGUCAGUCUCGACAGCCAUGGAUGCUGCAAUGGCCCUAAAACUGGCAGGCUGAGUGUGCUGGAUAAUGCACCAAAACUCUUCAGUGGCAUGAAUUUCAUUUUCGUUGGUGACUUUGUGUCUGGUUACAAGCAAGAUCUCCAGAAUUUGGUAGUUGCUGCCGGCGGAAAUAUUCUGAAGAACAAGGAAAAAGUAUUGGAGCAAAGUCAUGAGCAGGCCACUUUUUCAAGAACAUUAGUUGUCUAUAACCUUGAUCCUCCACUGGGGUGCAAGUUGGGAGAAGAAGUUACAAUUCUCUGGCAGAGACUAAGCGAAGCCGAAAAUUUAGCUGCUAAAAUUGGAUCCCAAGUCAUUGGUCAUACAUGGCUUUUGGAGUCUAUUGCUUCAUACAAAUUGCAACCUUUUGUCAGCUUAAAUAGUAUUCGUGAUGACAGUAACUUAUUAGUAUAGCAUAGAAAAUGAUCUAGAUUUUAAUUCAUCAUAUGUAACAUUUUUGUUGAUCUAGCAACUAUAUAAUCCUGUUCAGGAUGCUGUAAUUCUGAUUGAUUUUGGAAAUGAAGUCUAAUACAUGUGCUAUUCUGUC
This is a messenger RNA of Mercurialis annua (annual mercury), 2265 nucleotides long. Its product is annotated as BRCA1-associated RING domain protein 1. The transcript has 13 exons. Gene Ontology annotation, molecular function: ubiquitin-protein transferase activity; metal ion binding. The record is from RefSeq and is a predicted model, not a curated record. NCBI's taxonomy places the organism in Eukaryota, Viridiplantae, Streptophyta, Magnoliopsida, Malpighiales, Euphorbiaceae. Gene Ontology annotation, cellular component: BRCA1-BARD1 complex; plasma membrane; BRCA1-A complex. Gene Ontology annotation, biological process: double-strand break repair via homologous recombination; positive regulation of transcription by RNA polymerase II; negative regulation of fatty acid biosynthetic process. Bases 63 to 2132 code for a protein of 689 amino acids.